GAGGAGGAGGAGAAAGAGAGAGUGAAGGAAAAAGAGGGAGAGAGAGAGGAAGGGAGGUCAUGUGGAGUGACGCUGCUUGGUGUCAGUUGUUGCUUGUCACACAUCCAUCCCCUUGAUCUACUGCUGUUCUCAGGGAUGUGUGAGUCACACCCGCAUUGGAGAAACCGAACAACCUUGGCUGGUUAACCUUAGGGUGGCGGAUUGGCUUAAGCUGACUGUGGAUACGCUAACUCAUUCAGAAGUUAGUGAAAGCUUGGUUCAUCUUUUUCAUUGUCAUCUUUGGUUGGACAAGGGGUUUGGCUUGGAUCACAAUCUGCUGUGAUUAUUCUUUUAAGUGGUUUCUUUCUGUGACGUCCUUUUUCUUCGUAGUAGUAAUAAUAAUAAGAACAAUAAUAAUAAUAAUAAUAAUCUUUUAGUUUUUCUAUUAAUACCUGGCUCCGUUUGGAGCGUGUGGGCAUUGAGAGAGGGGUAGAGAGGAGAGGAGAGAAGGGGAGGAAAGCCGGAGGUAGAACACCUUCUUGGCCGUGGCAUGGUAGCAACAUUCUGUUCUUCCCCUGCGCCGCUUCUUCGUUUCUUGCAGGUAGUGUCUGUUGUGGUUUCUACGGUUGUCUAGGAGGGACAUAACCUUUUUAUGAAUACGAUGGAGGGGGUUACAUAUUACACCAUGUAUGUGUGUCUGGUAAACUUUUGAUAGGUCUUUUUUUUUUUUUUUUUUUUUUUUUGUAGGUUUGUAUGAUUUGUGGCAUGUGAGAAAACCUACACAACAGAAUUUUCUUUCUUGCCACAUUUUGGAAGCCUCGCAGACCACCUGGUAGGCUUUGAUUCAGGGGCCACCAUAGCAGUGCUUUCUGUCACCGCUCCUCAAUCUGGGCAAAGCCAAUGUCAGCCUCCUGUCUGGCAUCCGCUUCCGCAUGUAAACCUUAAACCCAUCUCGCUCCUCCCGUUGCCCCUUCUGGUCUCCCAUCUGUGGUGCUCCUCCGCUUCCUCUUUUAAGACAUUUCCGGUAUCUCUUGUACAUGGUUUUCGUUAUUCAUACCGUGUGUUCUCUGGCACGACGUUAGCGAGGCCCUGCCCACGCAGGGGCUGGGCGUGGGCAAGGGUGGGGCGACACGAAGUGCUUAAGUAGCCCCUCAGAAUGAUCGUGGAAAAGCCUACGUGGUUGCGCCAUGCCGGACUCCAGAUUUUCUCCGUCGACACGCAGCCCAAUGGCCUACGCUUCGCCACAGCCGGAGGGGAUCACAAGGUACGAAUAUGGAAUAUGAAGCCAUUGGCAGAGAAAGAAACAGAUUCAGACACGAAGCUACUUGCAACAUUAAGAGACCAUUUUGGUUCUGUCAAUUGUGUUCGAUGGGCAAAGUGUGGUCAGAAAAUAGCUUCUGGAUCCGACGAUCAGGUUGUUUAUAUUCAUGAAAAAAGGCCCGGCUCCGGCACUACGGAAUUCGGGAGUGGGGAACCUCCAGAUGUUGAAAACUGGAAGGUUCUUCUUACCCUAAGGGGUCAUUCUGCUGACGUGGUGGAUCUUGGGUGGUCUCCGGAUGAUACUCAGCUUGCUAGCUGUAGUCUGGACAACUCUAUUCGUAUAUGGCAAACCUCAACUGGUGCCCUCCUUUCAGUUCUCACUGGUCAUCAGAGUCUAGUGAAAGGGUUGACCUGGGAUCCCAUUGGAUCCUUUUUGGCAACUCAAUCCGAUGACAAGUCUGUAAUAAUCUGGCGAACUAGCAACUGGAGCAUGGUGAAAAAGGUUGAAGGGCCAUGGGAAAAAACUGUUGGGUCUACGUUCUUCAGGCGAUUGGGGUGGUCGCCGUGCGGCCACUUCAUUGCCACAACCCACGGCUUUCAGAACCCGAGUCAUACAGCACCAGUUUUGGAGAGGGGAGAGUGGAUGGCAUCUUUUGAUUUCGUUGGCCAUAACGCACCAGUUGUGGCUGUCCGUUUUAAUCAUUCUAUGUUUCGUAAGGUGAAAAAGGCUCCUGCGGAUGGAGCAGUGGAUGUAGCUGGAAAUGGAGCAAUAUUAGGGGCAGCUAAUGGGACUUCUUCGAAAACUAAAGAACCACCGCCUUAUAACGUUAUAGCUAUCGGGAGCCAAGACUGCUGUAUUUCCGUGUGGACAACUGGAAGUCCUCGUCCGGUAUUUAUUGGGAAGCAUUUUUUUCAACAAAGUGUGGUUGACCUUUCCUGGAGCCCAGAUGGUUAUACUCUUUUCUGCUGCUCUCUUGAUGGAUCUGUUGCGUCCUUUCAAUUUGAACGCAAAGAGCUCGGUGAAAAAAUAUCUGACGCAGAAAUGGAAGAGUUUAAAAAGAGCCGCUAUGGUGAUCUUCGCGUCCGACAGGCAACGGUAGCUGAAAGCCCAGCGCAAUUAAUGCUGGAAGCGGCAGCGGCUAAGCAAUGGGGAAGUGGAAAUGCUUCAAAUGCAAACACUAUCGACUCAACUAAAGCAGUAUCCCAAGCCGAAAAUGGCGCAGUUACUGCAGAGGUGCCUAAAAAGGUGCUCACAAAACCUCCUUCAGCACCUGCUCCCGAGGUGCCUAUAAAGGUGCCGACUAAACCUCCCUCAGCGCCUGCUCUUGGUGCAGAUGUUCGUAAUGGCAGCCUUGUGCCAAGUGUUCCCCUUCUAACUCCUAGAGUAAAUCCGAGCCCAGUCAAGCAGACGGAGUACAGGCGAGCCGAUGGACGGCGACGGAUCAUUCCAGAACCUUUGGGCCCACCUCGAGGGGAUGACGUGUUUGGCAAUGGUGCAUUGCACAGUACUAUUAAGAAUGAUUCCGUUACAAUCACGGCUGACGCUAGAAAAGAGGAUUUGGGAUCCAUCGGAUUAAAAUCAUCUGAAAGUGCAUUCAAGCGGAAGUUGCCGGAAGAUUACGUCAAGCCUGACAUGCCACCCGCAAAACGAAGCAAUGGAUCUGCGCUGAACGAGGCCUUGGCUCCCGCGGCUUGCUGCAGUUCAGCUGCUGUUGUUGCAAUUGGCGUGGGCAAUGAAGGACCACCAAAUAUUGCAAGUGGUGGUGUGCAAGCGGAUGUGGUGGUACCAGCUGAAAAGAUGACUACUCCUGAGGGAGUGCUAUCGAUAAGAAUCCGAGAGCCUGAAGGUGCUGGUGGUGAGGAUUCUAAAAACCGAGCUCCUAUUUACUUGGAAGCCAGGCCCGCGGAUUGUACAAGUAAUUUAGGAUCAGUUUUGGGCUCUACAGCUCCCAUCUCAAUACGUGAAAGCUCUGCCAAGGCGAAGAUAAUUUGCUCUCAAGGUGGAGAGGUUCGUUGGUGUGAUUACUUAGUCUCCAUGCCUACUGCUCUGGCUGGAAAUUCCAAUUUUUGGGCUGUAGCUUGUGGAGACGGUAGUCUACAGAUUUAUACAAAGGCUGGACGCAGGGCACAGCCGAGCCUGAUGUUGGGAUCGGCAGCAGCGUUUAUGGACUGUGACGAGAACUGGAAAUUAAUGGUUGUAACCCGGAAUGGAUCACUUUAUUUAUGGGACUUGCAAGAGUCGAGGCGCCUACUUCAUGAAUCACUAGGCCCUCUUCUGAAUUCCACUUCAGCAAAUUCAAUGCUGGCCAGUAAUGGGACGAUGAAACUAGUUUCUGCGAGACUCUCUAAGGCAGGAGCUCCGCUUGUAGUACUGGCCAAUCGACAUGCUUUUAUCUUCAACUCCAGCAUGUGCUGUUGGUUGAGAGUUGCUGACGAUACGUUUCCAGCAUCUAAUUUUGUUUCCGCAUGGCCGGACGCUGACGAUGGGGAACUAGCAAACCUUCAGGCAGGUGUUGCUGUAGCGGCUGGUCCAUCAUUCCUUUGGAAUAGAAUGUCCCUUUCCGAGGAGAAAUGGCAGACACGAGUCCAUCUGGAAGUUCAAAUGAGUUCUGCUUUAGCGCUGAAGUCCGCUAGCGAGUAUCGCCGGUGUCUCGUUGCAUAUGCGCGCUGCUUAUCAAAGGAAAGUGACGAAGCACGGCUAAGGGAGCUUUGUGAAGAGUUAUUGGGACCUGUUGGCUCUGUUGGAAAGCUGCAGUUGUCUAAACCUGACAUCCUUGGCAUGAGCAAGAGAGAGUUGCUCAAGGGGAUUGUGUUGCCAGCAAUGGCAUCAAACAGAGCUAUCCAGCGUCUCCUGAAUGAAUUUGUGGAUCUUGUCACUGAGUGUGAAGCUGCUGAGAAGGCUUUAGAACCAGGAGGCUCAAUUUUGUGAUUAUCACACUGGAUACUAUUCACCCUUGGUGACCAUGUCACGUUUUUGUGAUUUAGCAUUGGAAAUUUCGGAAACUGUUGUAUAAAAGCAUGAUGUAACAUGGUAGGUAUGAUAUUAGAGGACGCAAUAGGAUGGCAUGAGCAUGUAAGAGCUUGUUCUUUACCUUGUGCUAGUGUUUUGACUCUUUGUUGUGAAGAUCAACAGAAAAAGAAUAUAACUCUUGAAGCCAUGUUUGCUCCAUUUCAACUUU
Molecule: messenger RNA, 4418 nt
Organism: Physcomitrium patens
Lineage: Eukaryota; Viridiplantae; Streptophyta; Bryopsida; Funariales; Funariaceae
Product: protein HIRA
Biological process (GO): regulation of DNA-templated transcription; chromatin remodeling; DNA-templated transcription
Cellular component (GO): chromatin; nucleus; HIR complex
Molecular function (GO): protein binding; nucleosome binding
Source: RefSeq, a predicted model, not a curated record